Molecule: messenger RNA, 1050 nt
Organism: Didymodactylos carnosus
Lineage: Eukaryota; Metazoa; Rotifera; Eurotatoria; Philodinida; Philodinidae
Source: the annotation of a GenBank genome assembly
AUGGGAACGGAGCAGUCAGAAACAUCGUUGAAUAAAUUUUCGGGGUUAUUUCAGUCGAGUGAAGAUGCGCACGAUAAUUUUUUAUGUUCAAAAAAUGCAGUCUCAUUCGAGGAUAAUCCACCUCAAAACAGUGAUACCGAAGUACAACCAUUGUAUCCUGUAGGAGAUUUGCGCAAACUUUAUUUACAUUUUUUGCUACAAUUAAGAGGUGAAGCUAUGUUAAGUGCUAGAACAACUCAAUUAGUUAGCAGUUCGUUAGAAAACGUUGUUGAGAGCAUUGUUGGCUCACGAAGGAAGUUCCCCAGGUGUUUAAAGCCUUGGGUCCCAUCUUUUGGGGAUAGAACUGCUGCAGGUGAUCACCACAUUCGACGUCUUGAGAAGAUACGAGGGAAUAUUGUCACUCAGGCGCCCUGUGGGCUUCUUCAAGCAGAGGUAAAGCGGUGAGAGGAGAUGACCGUCGAGUGUGAUUGUUGGUUGCGCUGUAUACCUGUGGGUGGUAGCAUUCACAGAGCGAACGGAUUCAAUCGUUACUUUCUCCCUCUAUGGCUUAAUGUUCGAGUAGAGUGGAAUUCGAGCUGAAUUUCACUUUGGUCUGUGUUGAGAACUUCGUGUUCUUCGUACUGAGGUAAGCGUCUACGAACAUCGGCUACAAACUGAUCGGCCGAAGUUCUAAUCGUCUCUUCAUCUUCUACGUGGCGCUUCGUCACAAUCUAGCAAAAACAAAUAAAUUCAGUAGAUUUGAUUUCAAAGAAGCCUAGGGCAAACGACGACUGUGCAAAACUGAAACUUGGAAAGCCUCUUUUUUCAUGUUUAUCUCGUUUUAGAGGAGAGAGCUUCCUUCCCAAAAUUUCUUAGAAAUAGUUACAAACCCUAGUGAAGCUUUUUUUCUCAAGCAUAUGAGUAAGCACAUACCUCAAGAUUUGUCUCCAUGCACAUGAAUUUCUUACUCAUGCAAAACGCUUGAGGUAUGUGCUUGACUUUCUUGUCUCAUGCGCUUGAGUUGCAUGAAGUAUGCGCAUGAGGGGAGAAAUAUCUAAAACAAUGUGCAUA